Messenger RNA from Mycena citricolor, 792 nucleotides. The record is from the annotation of a GenBank genome assembly. NCBI's taxonomy places the organism in Eukaryota, Fungi, Basidiomycota, Agaricomycetes, Agaricales, Mycenaceae.
GUCAAAGUCUGAAAGCGUUCCCUGGAUAUUGAUGGUCAGCGGGCACAGAUGCCCCUGGUCCAGUAUUGUUUGCACUAGCUGGACCCAUGUCUCAGCAAGCAAUGCCCCAGAGCGACGGCGCACUCACGAAGCGCUUCAGAUCUUCGCUUCGCGCAUCAAGCUUCACCCCCACAAUAUUGCGCAGCAUCCGGGCCAUCGAGUCCUCCCGGAACACGACGAUCUCCUGGUCGAAGAACUUGAUGCGGCACGGAUUGGUGCCGAAAUGUAUAUGUGGGACCCGUGAUUUCAAGCGCCCCACGACGCUAGAUAGCAGUGGUCGUCUCGGAAGACUGGCGUUCAGGGUGAUGUCCAAAGGACCAGGCACGAGCACAAAGUGUGUGGAUCGCAAUAUGGACGGCCGUGGAACUCGAGAGGAAUGUCCGUGUUGGGACGAGCCUUGAUAUCGUUGAACGUCUCGCCCUUGCCCGUGGCUUAUGGAUCGACUGGUGAAAUUACCGCACAGAACGAUGAGUUUGGGUAUAAAGUGGUUUUCCACACAAUUGUCCAACAUCUUUUGCAAGCCCGUGAACGUCCUAGGAUGGUCUAACCAAACAUCGGACAAGAAAAAGAAAUUGAGGUCCGGAAGCUCUUCGCGCACGCGAACAGAUAUCUGGUUCUUCAUAGGCAGGUCAGCGGUAACACAGGUCGAGUGUAGAAUGCCUACAGACAUCUUCCAGCAAAGAAGUAGCGCCUUUUCCGAGGAAAUCGAUGUGACCGUAGAUGGAUCUACAAAUUGUUAGCACAGUAAUGUAA